Racocetra fulgida is the source of this 289-nucleotide messenger RNA. The record is from the annotation of a GenBank genome assembly. NCBI's taxonomy places the organism in Eukaryota, Fungi, Glomeromycota, Glomeromycetes, Diversisporales, Gigasporaceae.
AGACCUAAAAGAACUAGACCUAGCGGUGGUGCAGGAACCUAUAUAUCUUCUUCUAGAGGUAGUUUUGACCCUAAUCCGGGUUUUACUAAAGACCCUAAUCCGGGUUUUACUGAAGACCCUAAUCCGGGUUUUACUGAAGACCCUUUUCUGGAUUUUACUGAAGACCCUAAUACUAAACCGGUACCAUCAACAAGUUAUUUACCAUCUGGUUCCAAUAGAGGAAAUGCACCUAAGCCUGGUACAUAUGAGGAUCCUGCACCUAAUCCAGUUUCAAAUCCUAAUUCACAAG